Penicillium salamii is the source of this 1761-nucleotide messenger RNA. NCBI's taxonomy places the organism in Eukaryota, Fungi, Ascomycota, Eurotiomycetes, Eurotiales, Aspergillaceae. The record is from the annotation of a GenBank genome assembly.
AUGUGGCUUAUCACGACAUGCCCAGCAAAUCGAAGUGACGCAAAAUUUCGCCAUGCCUUCAAUGUGACAAAAUUAUAUGCCAGGACAUUUAUCGCGGGGAAAUUCUUUGUCUUCCCCUGUUCCUCUUCCACUACUGCGAACAUGGUUGACAAAGGAUCAACUGUUACAUACAGGGGCGCAUCGCAAGAUGCAGAUGCGAAAAGCCUCCGGUCGGAGACAGCCCCGCGACCAGAUGAAGAAUUCGCAGACCCUUUGGCUGCGCCAUUGAAGCGCCAGCUGAAAUCGCGACAUUUGCAGAUGAUUGCGAUUGGAGGAAUUAUCGGGCCGGGUCUGCUGGUGAGCUCGGGAAAUGCGUUGGCUGAGGGUGGACCCGCGGGCGCGUUGAUCAGCUUUUCACUGGUCGGGAUUAUUGUCUUUUUUGUAAUGCAAUCGCUGGGCGAAAUGGCCACUUUGAUCCCAGUGACAGGGUCAUUUACGGAAUAUGCUGAGCGUUUCAUCGACGAUUCUCUUGCAUUUGCACUCGGAUGGGCGUAUUGGUACUUGUGGGUGACGGUCCUCGCCAAUGAAUACAAUGCUAUAUCGCUGGUUAUCGGAUACUGGACAGACGCAGUACCACAAUGGGGAUGGAUUCUUAUUUUCUGGGUGAUGUUCCUCACGCUUUCCAAUCUGGGCAUUUUGGCAUAUGGAGAGAUGGAAUUCUGGCUUUCUCUCAUUAAAGUUUUGGCGCUGAUAGUCUUCUUCAUUCUUGCCAUCAUCAUCAGCUCAGGUGGCAUUGGACCGAAACAAAUUGGCUUUGAAUACUGGCAUAAUCCGGGGGCAUUCGCAGACUCAAUCAAUGGAGUUGCAAAGACCUUUGUUGUUGCGGGAACGCUCUAUGCUGGAACGGAAAUGGUUGGAAUUACGGCUGGAGAGUCGGCAAAUCCGCAAAAGGCAGUACCCAAGGCCAUUAAGCAGGUCUUUUGGCGUAUUUUGAUUUUCUACGUUGGUACCAUAUUUUUCAUUGGCAUCCUAAUUCCAUGGAAUGAUGAUAGACUGCUAGGGUCGACCUCGAAGACUGCUAGCUCCCCUUUGACGAUCUCGUUGCAAGACGCCGGGAUUCUUCCUGCUGCUCACUUGAUCAACGCCUUGAUCGUGAUCAGUGUCAUUUCUGCAGGAAACAGUUCCCUAUAUGUGGCAUCAAGAACAUUGCUCUUCAUGUCUCGGAAUAGAAAGGCACCGAAGUUCAUCGGACGAACAAAUAAACUUGGAGUACCAUGGAUUGGCUUGAUAUUCACAAAUGUCUUUGCCUGCAUCGUGUUCUUGGGCCAAUCCUCCAGUGCUGGCCGAGUUUACUCGGCCUUAAUUACUCUUUCUGGCGUGUGUACAUUCAUAGUGUGGUCCGUGAUCGGAAUUGCACACAUUCGCUUCCGCCAAGCUCUGGUCGUGCAGGGCCAAGAUCCAUCGAAGCUCCCCUACCAAGCCAUAUUCUACCCCUAUGGAACAUAUCUCGCAUUGGCAGCCAAUGUGUUCCUCAUCUUCUUCCAAGGGUACACGUGUUUCCUCAACCCUUUCAGCUCUACCGAUUUCGUGAUCAACUAUAUUCUACUCCCGGUGUUCCUCUUUUCCGUUCUGGGCUACAAGUUUUGGAACAAGACUCGACUGGUCAAACUGGAAGACAUGGAUAUCUGGACUGGGCGAAGGGAAAUAGUCCAAUCCGAUGAGGGCGAGUCGCCCGAAUCACGAACCUGGUGGUCUCGCAUCUACUCGAUCGUUAUCGGAUAA